UUUGCACACAGAGAGAGACGCACGACCUUUCGACCACUCCAUCUGUCUCACACAAUGAAAACUCUCUUCCUCCAAUCCUCCUCUGUUUUCCAUUUCAAUUUCACAUCUCAUUCUCCAUCUCUGAAUUUUACCAAUGGUGAAACUCAGGCACAGUCGUAUGGUUUCUCGGAAAUCUUCGCCAAUGUCAUGGACACUGACCCUCACCUUGUUCGUCUCCUUCAUCUUCCUCGUUCUCAUUCUCCUCAUUCUCGGUGUCCUCUCUUUCCCCAAUGCAUCCUCUGACUCUGGUGUUCCCAAACCCAACGACCUCAACUCCAUCGCUCGCAACGCUAUAAGAAAUGAAGGUGAUGACAACGGCCCAAGAGAGAAGUGGGUUGAAUUGAUUUCGUGGGAGCCUAGAGCUUUUCUCUAUCAUAAUUUUCUGACCAAAGAGGAAUGUGAAUAUCUAAUCAAUAUAGCCAAGCCACAUAUGCGUAAGUCAACCGUUGUUGAUAGUGAAACUGGAAAGAGUAAAGACAGCAGAGCACGGACAAGCUCUGGAACUUUUCUGGCGAGAGGACGUGAUAAAAUUGUGAGGAAUAUUGAGAAAAGAAUUGCCGAUUAUACGUUUAUACCCAUAGAGCAUGGUGAAGGACUUCAAGUUCUCCAUUAUGAAGUUGGACAAAAGUAUGAUUCUCAUUAUGACUACUUUAUGGACGAGUUUAACACUAAGAACGGUGGUCAGCGUCUAGCAACAAUGCUGAUGUACCUUUCCGAUGUUGAAGAAGGGGGUGAGACAGUGUUCCCAUCUGCCAAGGGAAAUUUUAGCGCUGUACCUUGGUGGAAUGAGCUCUCUGAUUGUGGAAAAAAAGGACUGUCAAUUAAGCCAAAAAGGGGUGAUGCUUUACUUUUCUGGAGUAUGAAGCCUGAUACAACUGCAGAUACAUCGAGUUUGCACGGUGGUUGUCCAGUGAUUAAGGGUGAUAAGUGGUCAUGUACAAAAUGGAUGCGUCUCAAUGAAUACAAAACUUAAAUAUACAUUACUAUAGCCUUCUGAGUUCGUCAUUCCAAUAUACAGUACCAAAUGAUUGGCGGAUAUUGCUUUCAAGGCUGAAAGGAAAGGUUGUUUAGAGCUUGUUGCAGCAUUCUGUAAAUUUAAUGUUUACCGUAGUCAAUCAAUUAUUUGCACUACCCUUCUCAACUAUAGUAGGAAUAAAUAUUAAUAUUUUUUUUAUAUUUGUGAAUUUGCAUUAAGAGGCUUAACAAAAUGUAUGAAAUAGAUGGAAUGAGUAUACCAUUACCACCGGCUUUUCGAGCAGAGUUUAAUUUUCAUGUGCAUAGAAUCAUUGUAAGCCUGUUGUAUUAUUUAUUGAAUUCUUUUGGUAGACUUUGUUUGUUAAAGUCGAUGUAAUGCCCUCGAAGUCAAAUAUCACUUUCU
Messenger RNA from Lotus japonicus, 1417 nucleotides. RefSeq names its product probable prolyl 4-hydroxylase 10. The record is from RefSeq and is a predicted model, not a curated record. The coding region runs from base 134 to 1012 and encodes 292 amino acids. The transcript is spliced from 8 exons. Gene Ontology annotation, cellular component: endoplasmic reticulum. Gene Ontology annotation, biological process: peptidyl-proline hydroxylation to 4-hydroxy-L-proline. Gene Ontology annotation, molecular function: iron ion binding; L-ascorbic acid binding; procollagen-proline 4-dioxygenase activity. NCBI's taxonomy places the organism in Eukaryota, Viridiplantae, Streptophyta, Magnoliopsida, Fabales, Fabaceae.